Molecule: messenger RNA, 2502 nt
Organism: Panicum virgatum (switchgrass)
Lineage: Eukaryota; Viridiplantae; Streptophyta; Magnoliopsida; Poales; Poaceae
Product: probable diaminopimelate decarboxylase, chloroplastic
Exons: 8
Coding region: 713-2206 (497 amino acids)
Cellular component (GO): chloroplast
Molecular function (GO): diaminopimelate decarboxylase activity
Source: RefSeq, a predicted model, not a curated record
AUCGUUGUCUGGGUCUGUUGUUACUUCCAUGGCUCAGUUAGAUUUUUGUACAUUGGAUCUAUCAUUUUUGGCGCCGAAUUGUUUUUUCGUCAUGCUAGAUAGGUGCUCCGCACGGGCCGCUUGCGCGAAGCUAGCAGCACUAGAACCAUGUCACGUGCGUGUGCAAGGGGGAUUGUUUUCUUUUCCGGGGAGGAAUAAUUGUUUUUCCAUUUUCGGUGCAUGCAUAGUUGCUAAAUAUGGUAACCAGUGAGGCUCUCCGCUUAGCACUAAGUGGAGAGGGCUCUCCACGUAGUUUACCCCUCGUUCGGCCAUUUCAGUUGUUUGUGGGGGCAAUUCCCUCAAUACCAUUAAAAUUUUAGCCAAUUUUUUAAUUGCUAUUGACUCCACAUGUCAGACUCAAAAAAAAUCCUUUCAAUGCCAUUUAGUGACAUUUAAGAGAUUUGGCGAAAAUUUUAAUGACAUUCAGAGAAUUAACUCUUGUUUGUGUUGUGUCGUGAGCGGCUUAGGCUCAGCGCUACCAACCAGGCCCUCGUGGAGUUGAGUGUCGGCCUAGCCAAAUUGGUUGAUCCAGCCCACCAGCCCAUAAAAAUUGGCCCACAAGCCCAGCCACGCCUACACGCCGAACAAAAGGCCCACGCUCGCAACCCGCUUUGUGGCGGCCGACGCAUCUCACCGUACUGACUACUGAGCGGGCUCCCAAGCUUCCCAAACCAUGGCGGCGGCGAACCUGCUCUCGCGCUCCCUCCUCCCCGCCCUAAACCCUAGCCCGUCCGCCCGCCGGAACCGCGGCAGCGCCGCCGCCGCCGCCUCCUUCCCCCGGCCCCGCUGUCUCCACGGCCGCCUGUCCUCCGUGCGCGCCUCCGUCUCCACGGCCACCCCUUCCCCGCCGCCGCAGCCUGCGGCGGCGGCGGCGGCGGCGGCGGCGGCCGCGCCGAAGCACUGCUUCAGCCGCGGCGCCGACGGGUACCUGUACUGCGAGGGGGUUCGGGUGGAGGACGCGAUGGCGGCGGCGGCGCGGAGCCCCUUCUACCUCUACAGCAAGCCGCAGGUCCUCCGCAACUUCGCCGCCUACCGCGAGGCACUGCAGGGGCUCCGCUCCGUCGUGGGGUACGCCGUCAAGGCCAACAACAACCUCCCCGUGCUGCGCCUCCUGCGCGAGCUCGGCUGCGGCGCCGUGCUCGUCAGUGGCAACGAGCUCCGCCUCGCGCUCCAAGCGGGUUUCGAACCGACCAGGUGUAUAUUUAACGGAAAUGGGAAGACAUUGGAAGAUCUCAUGUUAGCUGCUGAGAGCGGGGUAUUUGUAAAUGUGGACAGCGAAUUUGAUUUGGAGAAUAUUGUCAGAGCUGCAAGGGCUACAGGAAAGAGAGUGCCUGUUUUGCUUAGAAUAAAUCCAGAUGUGGAUCCGCAGGUACAUCCGUAUGUUGCCACUGGAAAUAAAACAUCCAAAUUCGGGAUCCGCAAUGAGAAAUUGCAAUGGUUUCUGGACUCUAUCAAGUCAUACUCGAAUGAUAUGAAGUUGGUUGGUGUUCAUUGUCAUCUGGGGUCUACUAUUACAAAGGUUGAUAUAUUCAGAGAUGCUGCAGUUCUUAUGGUAAAUUUUGUUGAUGAAAUUCGAGCACAAGGUUUUGAGUUGGAGUACCUGAACAUCGGAGGUGGUUUGGGAAUAGAUUACCACCACACCGAUGCAGUCUUGCCUACACCUAUGGAUCUCAUCAACACUGUGCGAGAAUUAGUUCUCUCUCGAGAUCUUACUCUUAUCAUUGAACCUGGAAGAUCCUUGAUUGCUAAUACUUGCUGCUUCGUCAAUAGAGUAACUGGUGUUAAAUCUAACGGUACAAAGAAUUUUAUUGUUGUUGAUGGCAGCAUGGCAGAACUCAUCAGACCUAGUCUGUAUGGAGCAUACCAGCAUAUCGAACUGGUCUCUCCCCCCUCUCCUGGUGCCGAAGUAGCUACCUUUGAUAUUGUCGGACCAGUUUGUGAGUCUGCAGAUUUCCUUGGAAAAGAUAGGGAGCUUCCAACACCUGAUGAGGGAGCUGGACUGGUUGUUCAUGAUGCAGGUGCCUACUGCAUGAGCAUGGCUUCCACCUACAACCUGAAGUUGAGACCGCCAGAGUACUGGGUGGAAGAGGACGGUUCUAUCGUAAAGAUCAGACAUCAAGAGAAGCUUGAUGACUACAUGAAGUUCUUUGAUGGUCUUCCAGCUUAGACAUUUAUCUGCAACUGCGACAAGCACACGUUUUCUUGGGGGAUAAUUAGACUUUCUUGCCAAGUUUAUUUUACUUGUGGUUGUAGUGGAAUGUGUGACUAGAUAAUUAAUUUGGUUUGUUUGUGUAUCCUCCAGAUUUUCUGUGAUGUGCAAGUCUUAGGCACCAAAUUUGUAAUAUACUGCUAUUUAGAGCCAGAAGUUAUUACCUGGAUAAAAAGGCACAGUGAAUAAGUCUGCCGCCCGAAUGCAUGCAAAGUCUUGGACGAUGAAUAGAUAUAAGCUUAUGCUUGGCUCAA